CUCAGAGAACUGUUGUGAUGUCCGGAAAAAGGCAGCAUGGCGGAUUUAUUUUUCACUGCAUGCAUUUCUUUGCCCUGUUCUGCUAUAUUGUAUUGACAUUAAUAACGGAUAUGUAACCCCGCAAUGAGCUGUGUCCUCAGACACUAACGGCUGCGGAGGGAUCUCGCCGCACCGCUGCCUGUCUCUCUGCUCACGUCGUGACUUGUAAACCCAGUUUGGUUUGACUGAUCUCAGUGGGAUGAAUCUUCAGGAGCCAGAACAAGGGCCAAAAAGGAUUACAGUUAACUCAGGUGACUCCGAGUCAAAGAAGAAAUACAAUUGAACACAAAGAAAAAACACCAGAAACUAACAAUGGAUAAAGUGACAGUAGAAGUAAAUGAGGAUGUGACGAGACAGGAGCUGCUCCCAGAGCCCCUACUGAUAAUCCUGUCCCCACCUCCACCUUUCCUACCCGCCGCUGGUAAACCAACCAUGUUGUGGCACAAGUGGCUCAAAGCUUUUGAACACUAUGUUGAGGCUCUUGGUGAAAACGAACUUGCUGAAUCCUCUAAGUGUGUGCUCCUAAAGAACUGCCUUGGCGUUGAGGGCCAGCAUAUCUUCAGCAAUCUGAUCCACAGUGAAACCUCAUACGCAGCAGUCAUCUCCUCACUGAUGCUUUACUUCUGCUCCGAUCACACCUCUCAGAUGUGCCUCCUUCAAUUUCAUCAGAGGGCUCAGACGCCCGGGGAGAGUGUAGAUGUGUUUGUGUCUGCGUUAAAAGAACUGCUGAGGCCUUGCAAUUGCGGAGACUUACAAGACAAACUCAUCCUGGAUCAGCUGAUUGAGAAAACCAACUGCCCGCCACUCAAAGAGAGGCUGCUGUUGGAGAGGGAAACGUUGACCCUGGACAAUGCCUUGGUUAUUGGUAAAGAGGUUGAAUCUGCUUUUAAUGAAACUGAACUGUUUGGUAUUCAUGAGGUCAGUGUGGACAUUGAAGAGGAUUUAGACCCUCCUGUUCCAACAAAGCGUAAAAGAGGACGACCUCGGCGUGGCGAGGGAAAGCUAAAAAACAAAACAAAACCACCCAUGACCAAAACUCAUACAAGAUCACCUAGAUACAAAGAUAGUUUCUAUUACAGCAAAGAUAAGCAAUAUUAUAGUGAAAAUGAUGGAGGUGAGUCAGAAAGUGCUCAGGAGACUAAUCCAGCUUUUGAUGAACCCAACGAUGAAGCAGCUCAAGAGGAGAAAAGAGAGUCGUUACCAUCCUCACAAUGGAUGGAAGAGGAAGGCUGCAACAAUGCUAGUGAUGGUGUUGAUGAUGAUGAUGAUGAAGAUUUAGACUUUAACCCUAAACAAAAACGCCCAUACUGUCCCAUUUGUGUCACAAGGCGCUUCAGAGACGCAAACAAGCUCGCCAGACACAUGAGAACGCACACGAAGGAGAAACCGUUCAGCUGCCCGGUCUGCAGUACGACCUUCAGCCAAUCAUACCAUAUGACCCGACACAUGAGGAACCAGCACAAUGCGGGACAACACGUCUGUUCCACAUGUGGGGAAAGUUACGAGAGUCUGGCAGAUCUGCAAAGUCACAAGAAGACGCAUGUGUCACAAGUUCUGUCCUGUCCAAACUGUCAGGAAAAAUUCCCCAACAAUAAAGCGUUUAGUAGUCAUGUCCUGUCACACUGCAAAGACCAGUCCACCCAGAUAGAGGGGCAGAGUCAUCUGCAAAGUGAUGAAAUAAAAAACCAGGAAAUCAAAUCAUUAAACAACGAUAAUCAUGAGAGUAUUAAUAUCAAUGAUAAUGUUGCUGAGAACAGUGCAGACUCUGAGAAUAGUGAUUCUCAGGAUGAAAAAUGUAAAGUUAAUGUUAAAGUUAAGGACAAGCAAAAAGCUAAAUCCCAACAUGGAGGCAGUCCCAGUGAAGGAAAAAGAGCCUCCAAGACUAAAACAAAGGGCCACUUCUGUCCCAUCUGUGUCGGCAGGCGCUUCAGAGGACCAAACAAACUCGCAAGACACAUGAGGACGCACACAAAGGAAAAACCCUUCGGCUGCCCUGUCUGCGAUAUGAGCUUCAGCCAAUCCUACCACAUGACCCGACAUCUGAGGAAGCAGCACGGCAUGGGCCAGUACAUCUGCGAAAAAUGUGGGAAAAGUCUAUCGAGUUGGCUGGAGCUGAGAGCGCACAAGAAGACUCAUGCUGUUGAAGGCCUGACAUGUCUUGCUUGUGAUAAACAUUUCAAAGAGAAGGCUGCCCUAGUGAGUCAUCUUAAACUACACAAAAAGGUCCAGGCAAAUCCCCGGAGCCUCACCUGUGGCGAUUGCGGUAAAGUAUUUGGGCGAAUGUAUCAUCUGAAAAGGCACAUAGUGACCCAUCGCAAAGCAACAAACGGAGAGAUUUACACGUGCCCUGAUUGUCAGAAGAAUUUCGCCUUCCCAGAAGACCUCAACAAACACCUGGAAAUUCAUGUAAAAGAAAACAAUGGGACCUGUCCGAAAUGUGAAGAGACCUUUAGUAGUCCAGAAGACCUGGAGGCGCACAUGGGGGUCCAUGAGAAGUCUUAUGCCUGCAACACCUGCGGGAAGAAGUUCAAGGUUGAGUACGCACUAAAGAAGCAUGAGCAAGGACACCAAGACGAACAGUAUUAUUGUUCGUUGUGCCGGAAACACUUCAUCAAGCUGUCCCACUACAAGAGGCACAUGACGGUCCACGACAGGCGGGAAUCAAAAUGUCCACACUGUGACAGCGUCUUUCUGCAGUUAACAGCUUUUAAGUAUCACCUGCGGACUCACACUGAGGAGAGGCCGUACCAGUGCACCUGUUGCAUUGAGACUUUUGAGGAGAAGAAAGAUCUCGAUCAACACUGCUUCAAGCACAGGAAAUUUAAGAAGGAGAUGCCAUACUCGUGCACUAGGUGCGAUUCUGCUUUCACAACACUCCUUGAGCUGACAGACCACAUGAGCUCACAUGAUGGAGAGCAGCCGAUGAACUGCCCCAUCUGUGGCAAGACUUUCCUCAAUAAGAGCAAGAUGGAGAGGCACCUCAGCAUCCACUCGGGGGAGAGACCGCACCUCUGCUCCAUCUGCGGCAAUGGCUUCCCCUCAGCCGCCAGCCUCAAGUUACACUUCCACAUCCACACCGGAGAGAAACCCUUCCAGUGUUCACAGUGCAACAAGAGCUUCCGGUCGUCUAGCGGACUGCGGCUUCACAGCCGGCAACACAUGGAGGUGCGGCCCAGCUACGAGUGUCCUGAGUGCGGCAGGACUUACGGUCGCAUGACGGAACUGAAGAUGCACCAGCGCUAUCACACAGGGGAUAAGCCGUACGCAUGCACCUGCUGCAACAAACGCUUUAUUAGCAAAAACAAGCUGAACGUUCAUAUGAGGAUACACACAGGGGAGAGGCCCUACGCCUGUCCACACUGCGGACAGACAUUUACACAGACUGGAGACAGAAACCGACACAUCAGUAAAUACCACGAGUUACAUACUGCAGUACCAAACUCCAGUGAAGAUUAGCUGGCUUUUGAUUGUGCCAGUGGUUUUGCAUGUUUGUUGAAAACUGACUUACUGAUUGAAUUGGCCUUGGAACACUGAAUUGUCCAAUGACCAGUGAAUGUGAUAAAUGUUUUGCUAAAUUAAAGAAGCACAUGGAUAUUCUCUUGUAGCAAAAAGAACAAAAUACAAAACAAAGUAAGGCCUUUAAAUUAUAAUUCAACCAAGGUUCGAUAAACACUUCAUUGAAAGUAUAAGAUACCAUGUUGACAAAUAAAGUUCCCAAAAAUGUCAGAAAAGCUAAUGAUGAAAUAAUCUGCUCAGAAUCCAUCGAAAGAAAUAGUCUUAGAAAAACCUUCUGCACAUUAUGGUUUAUCAACUAUUGUUAUGCAUUGAAUAUACUGUGAAAUAUUCAUAAAAUAGAUGUUACUUAGAGGUUGUCAGUUUGCUGCAUGGUAGAAAAAAAGGUCCCUUAAGACAAAGUUGUGAACAACUGGAAAAAACAUGCAAAACCACUGUCUUUUCUGUCCAGCCUUUACUGUCUCCAAACAGUUUGUCCCUGCUUUGCUGUUUUCUGCAAGCUUCAUACCUGGACUCUCUUCUAUAUCACUACAUUUUACCACUAAAUACAACAGCUGUGCAUGAGGGGUUAGUCAUUGUAGCCCAUCCCCCGCAUCCCUGUGCCUGACACUUCUUCUCCAAACAAGCACCUUGCACUCCCAACAAACUCACAGUACUGACUGUAUGCAAGUUUCACAGUUUGCCUUGCCCAAAUCUAUAGUCGCAUACAAGUUUAAAUCAAGUAUUAGUAUCAUGUAUAUCACUCAAAUUAUGUAAAAAUCUAAUAAUUCAAAGAUUAUGUUUCAAGUAUUUUGUUGUCCUCCAUUACACAGUCGGUGUUGUCAUGAUCUUAUGUUGUUUCUUUUCAGAUAAUAUUUUAGUUUUGACUUCUCGGUAACCAAGCCUUUUGUAACUGUUAAAAAAAGUGCCAAAAAAAAUAAAAACGUGAUUCACUCUGCUUGCUCA
Messenger RNA from Eleginops maclovinus (Patagonian blennie), 4497 nucleotides. Its product is annotated as zinc finger protein 709-like. Gene Ontology annotation, molecular function: DNA-binding transcription activator activity, RNA polymerase II-specific; RNA polymerase II cis-regulatory region sequence-specific DNA binding. Gene Ontology annotation, cellular component: nucleus. The record is from RefSeq and is a predicted model, not a curated record. Gene Ontology annotation, biological process: regulation of transcription by RNA polymerase II. NCBI's taxonomy places the organism in Eukaryota, Metazoa, Chordata, Actinopteri, Perciformes, Eleginopidae. The transcript has 2 exons. The coding region runs from base 352 to 3495 and encodes 1047 amino acids.